Cervus elaphus (red deer) is the source of this 4537-nucleotide messenger RNA. It is a transcript of the gene ENTPD1, whose product is annotated as ectonucleoside triphosphate diphosphohydrolase 1. Gene Ontology annotation, biological process: nucleoside diphosphate catabolic process. The record is from RefSeq and is a predicted model, not a curated record. Gene Ontology annotation, molecular function: UDP phosphatase activity; GDP phosphatase activity. The coding region runs from base 108 to 1649 and encodes 513 amino acids. The transcript is spliced from 10 exons. NCBI's taxonomy places the organism in Eukaryota, Metazoa, Chordata, Mammalia, Artiodactyla, Cervidae. Gene Ontology annotation, cellular component: plasma membrane.
GUCUGUUAUAUCUCUGUUCCUUGAGUACCUCUUUCACUGAGACCGACAACAGCAAGCAGAGGCUGAAAAAUAAAGAGCAAAGAGGAAGAAAACAAAAGCUGCCAAAUAUGGAAGAUAGAAGGGAAUCUGAACUGAAGGUAUUUUGCUCUAAAAACAUACUGAGCAUCCUUGGUUUCUCCUGCAUCAUCGCUGUGAUAGCAUUGCUCGCUCUGGGGCUGACCCAGAACAAAGCACUGCCAGAAAAUGUUAAGUUUGGGAUUGUGCUGGAUGCGGGCUCCUCUCACACGAGUUUGUACAUCUAUAGAUGGCCGGCAGAAAAGGAGAAUGACACGGGGGUGGUGACUCAGAUAGAAGAAUGCAAGCUAAAAGGUCCCGGAAUCUCAGGCUUUGCUAAGAAAUUACACGAAAUCAAUGUUUAUCUGACCGCGUGCAUGGAAAGAGCCAGGAAGGUGAUCCCAUCAGCCCAGCACCCAGAAACUCCUGUCUACCUGGGCGCCACGGCCGGCAUGCGGUUGCUCAGGAUGGAAAAUCAACAGAUGGCAGACAAGAUCCUGGAUGCGGUUGCAAACAGCAUCAACAAGUACCCCUUUGACUUCCAAGGUGCCAGAAUCAUCAGUGGCCAGGAGGAAGGUGCCUAUGGCUGGAUUACUGUCAACUAUUUGCUGGGCAAAUUCACUCAGAAAUUGAGUUGGUUUAACCUGAAGCCAAGCAAAGAUGAUACUCAGGAAACCUAUGGAGCUUUAGACCUUGGGGGAGCCUCUACACAAAUCACUUUUGUGCCCCAAAAUGAAAUGACCGAGUCUCCAAACAACAACCUGUACUUUCGCCUCUAUGGCAAGAACUACAGUGUGUACACACACAGCUUCCUGUGCUAUGGGAAGGACCAAGCCCUCUUGCAGAAACUGGCCCUGGAACUUCAGGGUGCAAGUGGAAUCGUCUAUGAGCCCUGCUUUCACUCUGGAUACUUCAGGAAAAUGAAGAUGAGUGUCUUCAACGAAGGUUUCUGUGCCAGGAGACAUGUGUCGAAUCCUUCAUAUUAUCCAUUAUUUGACAUUGAAGUCCGUGGCACUGGAAACUUCCAACAAUGCCAACAAGGCAUCAUUCAACUCUUUAACUCAAGUUACUGCCCUUACUCCAGUUGCUCCUUCAAUGGGGUUUUCUUGCCACCACUCCAAGGGCAGUUUGGGGCAUUUUCAGCUUUUUACUAUGUGAUGGAGUUUUUAAACCUUACAUCACAGGAACAAAUACCUACGAAAAAGUUGACUGAGAAGUUGGAAGAGUUCUGUGCUCAGAGUUGGAAAGAGGUGCAUAUGAAUUUUGGCGACGUGAAGGAGGCAUACCUGAGUGAAUACUGCUUUUCUGGCACCUACAUCCUGGCUCUCCUCCUGAACGGCUACCAUUUUACAGAUGAGUCCUGGAAAAAUAUUCACUUCAUGAACAAGAUUCGGAGCACCAGCGUUGGGUGGACUUUGGGCUACAUGCUGAACCUGACCAACAAGAUUCCAGCUGAAGAGCCAAUGUCCGCACCCCUCUCCCACUCCACCUAUGUCUUCCUCAUGGUCCUCUUCUCCCUGAUCCUGGUUGCAGUGAUCAUCGUAGGCAUACUUGUCUUUCACAAGCCUUCGUAUUUCAGGAAAGACAUGAUAUAGCAGGAGUAGCUGAAAUCUUCUGGUUGGAGUGAGAAAACUUGCCCAGGAAGCACUUUUCUCCACUGUGGUGCACAAGGUGACCACUUCUUGCUCACCAAGGCCAGUCUUGACCAGCAUGAGGCUUCCUUGGUUUUUGCUAAAGCCUCUCCGUGGGAGGUAUUCACCACCCUCUGCUUCAAAGACUUCCUGGCAGACACUGUCUUUUUUGUGAGUCUUUCCAAACUUCCCCCCUUUCUCUUUUGUACUCUUUGUUUGUGUGGGUCUUAAAGACCUGCCUCCUUUCAUGAUCAUUGCUUUAUAAAAGAACAAUAUUGACUUAGUCCAAAAGAUCUGAGAAUCUUGAGUCCUGUGCUGGGAACCUGCCCUGGCUAAAAGAAGAAUCUUGGGAACUAAUUCAGUUGUGAUCUUGCAGACCUGUUUCCCAUUUAUUAAGAAAGCCAUACAAUGCUUUUGGAGAAGACAGACACACACCCAAGCCCAGCCUGCUCUUUCCAUGGGAAAAUUUUCUAGACUAAGCAAAAGUGUUCUAGGGCAAAAGAAUCUUGCAAAGGAAUUUCUGUGCUCAGGCAGUAAAUACAAUAGUUAAUCCAAGCCAAAAGAGGGUUUUUGCCUAAGUCACAUAUUCCCGGGUGAUGCCAAAAAUGCUACAGAGUGGGACACCCAUACCAGAGAUUAUUUUAAAAGCUGCUGUACAUAUAUAUAGGCAUUCAGAUAUCAGGGCAUAUUAUUUAGUAGGUGUACACAUGUCAGGAAGAAAAAUACAGUUACAACAUAAGGUUGGAAAAAUGCGUCCUCCAAAACAUCUCCUGGGGUUGGUUUUUAUUGUGGUAAAAGGCAUAGAACCUAAAAUUCACCAUUAAAAGAUAAACAGUUUAGUGGCAUUUAGUACAUUCACAAUGCUGUGCAACUGUCACUACUAUCCAACUCCAGAAUAUUUUCAUCACCAAGAAAUUGGCUGGGUAUAAGACCAUCCUGAGGUAGACAUGAACCAUCAACCUUUCCAUUUUACUAAACAUGCUAACCAGUUGCACCACAAAGAUGCUCACUGAGAUGCUCACUAAAGCCAUGCUGUAUCUUACUGUCCCUGGAUCUAAUUUAGUGAGAUAACUUCAUGAGUGAGAGUGGCAUGCCUUUUUGGUGUCAUGGUAUUUACACAACAAAAUGUGCCAGGAACCACAUCUACAAGUGUUACUGCUGGUUCUAGGUACUUUUGCUUUAAGCAUCUUUGCCAUAGACAUCUUUGCCACAAGCACUUGUGGACACAUUUUCACUGCAGUAAUUGGCUCAAAAGCAAUUUUGCCAUAAAAGAUAAAAUAAUGGAAAAUAAAAGAGGGGCAAUUAAAGGACACAAUGAAAUAAUAACAAAAUUCAAGACAUUGUGAAAUAUAAAAUGAGUACAUUUGUAAUGUGUGUAGAUUCAUGGCAAUACUGUACAAAUAGCUUAUUUUUAUUUUGCAGGUUAUACCUAAGUACUUGUCUUCCAAGUCUUUCAUUCAUAGCAUUUUAUACGGGGUUUUUUUUUUUUUUUUUUGGCUCAUUGGUUUGUCUCCUCAUUCUGCAUCAUCCUUUUUCUUGUUCACUAAAAUUUCUUCCUUCGUAAAGAACAGUAUAAGUUUCCAAGUACUUAGAGGUAUCUUUGUAACUGAGCUUUGUGCUGUGUUGUGAAAGCUUCUACACAGUUGUUGUUUGUUCUUGACAUAUUGUCACAUGUCCAUUGACAGACAUUCCAAAGUCAUGUGGGAAAUGUGGGUUUCCCUCUCCACCUUCUAGGACUAUGGCCUCUUUCUCCUCCAAAGUAGUGUUUCAAAAUAAGAAACCAACUCUUGGGACAAAUCAGUGUCAUAUGCCAGCUCAAUAAAGCCAUCGAUAAUAUUGCCAACUAGAAGAAAUGCUAACACAUUUCAACCAGCUGAAACCAAACUGUCAAACCAAAAACUCUCACCUCGGUUAUUUUAUCUUUCAUGAAGAAUGUGCCUUAUAGGCAAUGAGUUAUUUGAUGAAAAUGUUUGCCGCAAAAACGCUUGUGGCAGAGAUGUCAAUGGUAAAGAUACUUAUAAUGAAGGUGCCUAGAGCCCAUUUCAACAUGUAAUUAAUAUAUUAAUGAGAUUUCUUAUUUUUUUAAUAUUAAGUUUUUGAAAUAUGUUGUGUAUAUUACACUUAGAGCACAUCCUAAUCAGGACUACAUUUUAAGAGCGCAAUAGCUAUGUGUCACUAGUGGCUACCAUAUUAAACAGCACAUAUCAAAAAGUACAUUCAAAGCUGAAAAAAUACAGGUAAUAAUACUUUGUCUUUCUCUGGGGGCAGGGGAAACUUUCUUUAAACAGCUAUAGAUGCUAUAACAUCCUUGCUAUUAUUUAUUAUAUAUGAAGUUUAACACUAUCCUUAACAGCUUUUAACAUCCCAGCUCAGGAUUUCACAUUAUUCCUCAGGUUUUGUUGCAUUUUUUUGUGACAAUAGAGAUGCCUGUCAUUCAGAACAAGAUGCUUGAUGAUUAACCCUAAACUUUAGGAAAUUUAAUCUGGAUUUAAAGAUAUUACAAGAUAAUUUGGAUACUUAUAUUCUAUAGUCAAAGUGUAAAUUUGAAUAUUAAAAUAAAGAUUAGUCUCUUAAGAGCUCACAAAGUUUACCAUAUAAUACUAAAGUUACUAUUAAAAUACAUUCUCAUGUAUUGUCAGUUUGAAAGACGAGUUGAAGUUCACCAAAAUGGUUUUAUCUCUGUCUUUGUCAGAGUCUGAUAAUUGCUAUCUUGUUUGAACAUAACAAGUUGCUCACAAUUAGCCUGCACUGGCCAGGCAUUUCAGUUUGUACUAGUUUUGUUUUGUUUUUAAAUUUCUUAUGACCUCAAAAUUUCAGUGGCUUACCACAAUAAACAUUGAUUUUCAUGUUCA